This is a messenger RNA of Ictidomys tridecemlineatus (thirteen-lined ground squirrel), 1991 nucleotides long. The record is from RefSeq and is a predicted model, not a curated record. NCBI's taxonomy places the organism in Eukaryota, Metazoa, Chordata, Mammalia, Rodentia, Sciuridae.
GGAGGCCGGUGGGCGGCGGGGACGCUUGGGCCUCUGACUUGACCCCGGGGCGCCGCGAGCCCCCGCAGAAGUCGGGCGCCCGGGACCCCGGGAUGGCCGCGGGCGGACACGGCCCCACGGAGCCGCUGCAGGACGCCGGAGCGCCCCUCCCUAGCGGAGCCAGCUGCUCCUAGUCCCCGGCCCCGCCGGCGGGAUGGGGGGCGGCGGGUCGUCCCUGAGGGUCUGCGCGGAUCACCGCGGGGGCAUCAACUGGCUGAGCCUGAGCCCGGAUGGGCAGCGCCUGCUGACCGGCAGCGAGGACGGCACGGCCAGGCUCUGGAGCACUGCGGACGGCCGGUGCUGCGCGCUCCUGCAAGCUCAAGCAGUGGGGGUCGACUUGAAAUUUGAACUCCUUCCCUGCGGCCACCCUGCAAAGCUCUCUAAGGCCUCUUUCCAGUUGCUGCAAAGGAAGGGACACGAGAGCUACGUCACCUUCUGCCAGCUGGAGGAGGAGGCUGCCUUCACCUGCAGCGCCGACUGCACCAUCAGGAGGUGGGACGUGCUGACCGGGCAGUGCCUGCAGGUGUACCGAGGACACACGUCCAUCGUGAACAGGAUCCUCGUUGCCAACAACCAGCUCUUCAGCAGCUCCUACGACCGGACAGCUCGCGUCUGGACUGUGGACGAGGGGCAGGCGUCCCUGGAGCUCCGGGGCCACCGCAACUGCGUGCUCACGCUGGCCUACUCCAGCCCCUGGGAGGUCCCUGGCACACCCUGCCUGGAGGAGGCCGUGGCUGGGGGGCUCCUGACCAGCGCCAGGCUCCGUGUGCGCUGUGCCCCGUCAGAGGCAGGUCUGAACCCAGGAGGGACCGUAUCUAAGCAGGUGUGCAGGAGUGUCCGGCCCGCUCAGGGCUGGAGGGGACAGCCGGCUGCAGAGGCCUUGCUGACUUGGCUCAGGAGGUUAGAGCGUGGUCUCCCCUCGGGGUCCAAAGCCCAGUGCUCUCCCUGGGGCCUGGCCCUGCUUGGGGCCCCGCCAGCUGCCUCCCUUUCCCUCCUGCCCCAGGGACCUCAGCAGGGCUGGGGCCUCUCUGGUCACGGCUUUGGUGGGUCCCCCCUCCCGGAGGCUCUGCCAGCCCUGCGGAGGCCGGCGUGCCCAGCAGCUGACCUCCUGCUCCUCCUGCAGCUGGUGGACCGGCUCCUGUACUCGGGCAGCGCGGACAGGACUGCCAAGUGCUGGCUGGCACACGAGGGGGAGCACGUGUGCACCUUCCCAGCCCACAGACACAGCGUGAGCACCCUCAAGUACCACGCGGGCACCUUAUUCACGGGCAGUGGGGAUGCCUGCGCCCGGGCCUUUGACGCGCAGUCGGGAGCACUGCAGAGGGUGUUCCGGGGCCACAGCUUUGUCAUCAACUGCUUGCAGGUGCAUGGCCAGGUGCUCUACACCGUGUCCCAUGAUGGCACGCUGCGCCUCUGGGACAUGCGUGGUCUCCGGGCCCUGCCACCCACGCCUCGCAGGCCAGCAGCCAAGCGCAGCCUGUCACGCCUGUUCAGCAACAAGGUGGCCUGUGCCCCGGACACACCGCUGCAGGCUGCCUGAGCCACAGAACUGCCACUGCCUGGGAACAGCAGGCGGUGCCCAAGCCCAGGCUCACAGAGGCAGGCCUUGGUCUCUGCUCCUGAACUUUGCCGGCCUCAGCUGCAGGUGAUGUGUUGGGAUGAGGAGGUGUGUACCUGCCCUGGGGGAUGGCUCCCUUCCCCUGGGGGAGGCUCCUUUUUGUCCCUACCUCCUGAGCUAAGACCUUGUCAUCUGGCCUCCUCUGAAACCCUCCCAACUCUUGAGGACUCCAGUCUGAUGCCCCCAAGCUCUGGAAACUUCUAGAAACCUCGUGUGGCUGGCCCCUUCCUGCUGAGAGGAAAUGAGGACAUUUCUACUUUGGCAAAUUUUUCUGGCAAACUGUGUCCUGAGGACCCUCAUGAAGAACUCAAAUACACACCUUCUAAAGCUCAAA